UGGAUGUCACAUCGUUGUUCUUUAAUUGUUUUGUGUUUUGUAAUGCACUGUAAAAAGUGGCAUCCUGCAGUUGUUGCCUUAAAGAGCUACUUCCCCUAUUUUUGCCAUGAAAUGGUUUCGUUAUAAAUUAAUGUAUUUACAUUGAUUAAAUGGUAUUAGUAUUUUUUUAUGGCUUGAAUGAAAUCAACUAAUUUAUCUUAAAAUCUGUUAUAUCUGGUUCCUUUGUUAACAACGUACCCCACGUACCGUGACAACAUGACCCUCUAUAUGCCAAAAUGGUUGAAAUGGACUUUUCUGGACCACGACAAAAAGUCUCGCAUCUAUACAAAAAGAGUACAACAAACCAAAAAUAUAUAUUCUGUGUAAAAAGUGAGUUCUCUAAUCUGCAGAUUUUAAGAAUCGUUUUUGGCAAUAACAUUGGAAACAACUUUUUAAAGUCAAUGCUUUAAGGUCUGCGCCAGGAAUUGACAAUAAAAAAUAUUCAUAAGAAACAUUGAGCAUAAAAUGCGUGACAACUAGCCCCGGUCUCUAUAAUGCGUGCAGGGUUUUUUUGCACGAAGACUCAAUCUUAAGGUAUAGGUCUUAUUGAUGUGUCAUGAAAAAGCAAUAAAAGACUCUAAAUUGUAUUUUUCAGGAAUGUAUUAAUGAUGUUUAUUUCUGGGAUAAUUAAUUUAGGACACAGCUUGGGCACGCAAUCUGUAUAGGGCGCGUCGCACACAUAAAUUUGACGAGGAGAACAGCGUGAAAGUGUUUGAUCAGACUUCAUUUCCCCCCCGACACUAGUAAACCUCCCUCUCUUCUCUUCCCUCCUCUCCACCUCUCCUCCUCGUCUCUCCUCGUCUGAGCUGCUCGUCUUAGAGGCUCGCGGAGCGUCGAGGCGACCUGAGCGCGGCGCGCGGGUGGAACGGAACGAGCUUCGCUUAAUUAACGGAGCGCGAGCCCUGCAGGAAUGCCAGCGAGGCGCUGCUUUCGAGAAGAUUGCUGUCUUCCUCGUCAUACUGCAGGGAUGCUACAGCCAGCAUGCUAUGAGACGAUCAUAUGAAUAGAAGUUCAAAUGGCAGAUCUUAAAGUCCUCUUUUGUGGUCAAGACGCUGUCCAGACCGAUCACCUUGAAUGGUCCCUAAAACACCAGCAAAGUCAUCAUUCAGUGUGUGCAGAUGAAAGGGCCCUUUCCAAUGAAGAGUGCUGCCAGGCAUAUCUGGAGGAGAAUGUUAAUGAGGCGAACAGGCUUUCAGAACCAUGGACAGCGACGCUGCCAAUUGGACGACUCUGCAAACUCAAUGAAUGGGGAUUUGACGAAGAAGUUGAGGUAUGUUACGAUGAGCAGUACGAAACAGCUUUUCCCGGUGUGGCUGACUUUACUGACCACAAAGACGGUCAGUUGUUAGCAGAGGAGACCAACUAUGAUAACUUCAGUUGGAAUUCUUCCAAAGAUCUCCAAGAAGGCGGCCCAGAGUGCUCCCUGCUGUCUGUUGACGAUUUCAUGGUGGAUUCAUCGGAAAAGUCGGUGGAUUAUGGAUUUAUAGGUGCUGUUACCUUUCUAGUUACUGGGAUUUCCUUGGUUGUCAUCUCCUACACGGUCCCACGUGACGUCAAAGUAAAUCCCGAUACCGUUUCUGCCCGGGAGAUGGAGCGGUUGGAGAGAGAGAACGCCCGGGUGGGUGCUCACCUGGACAGGUGUGUGAUUGCAGGACUGUGCCUCCUCACACUCGGUGGUGUGGUACUGUCAACCCUGUUGAUGAUCUCCAUGUAUAAAGGGGAGAUGAUCAGGAGACAAGCAUUUGCUUACUCCAAGCACCAAGCCAGACUCUACGGCUCCAUGAAUUUUAGAAGUGGCGCAAGCCCGACCGGUGCUCCUUCGCUUUUGUCUCUCGAUGAGGAUGAAGGUCCUGUUGAAGUUUUAAAUUGAAGCUGAGAUCACCAUUUUGACUUGUUAUCUCCGUAUGUUCAAUAUGUUCAAAGUAGCUUUGUGAGGAUGACACUGUAAAACACAGUUUAUAAUGCUUAAACAACAAAAUCGUUAAUGUAGUAACAUCUAAAUUUACCUUCAAAGUGCUAAAUUACUACUAAGUUCAAGUCAAAUAAACUUGACUACAAUGACUAAACUUUAAGGAUCCGAUCAGGAUAAAAUUCUACACUUUUUGCAUCGCAUUUAAUGGACAAAAUGUAACAUACCAACAUGGGCAUGAGUCCUGUUUAUGUGAAAAAAUAUAUUUGUGUGAGAUUGUGCACAUUUCCUAAACAUAUGUUCGUGUAAAUAUACAGCAUGCUUUACAAGUGCAGUUAUACAAGCCUCGGUUUUUUGAGUAUGCAAAUUUUUGCUGUCAUAGGAUCAUUUGACUAACUUGCCAAAUGUAAAUUCUUUGUGUCAUAUUUAGCCAGUCUUCACAUUGGAAAAGAAAAAGGCUUUUUUCUUCGU
This is a messenger RNA of Puntigrus tetrazona (Sumatra barb), 2419 nucleotides long. RefSeq names its product transmembrane protein 74. The coding region runs from base 1055 to 1909 and encodes 284 amino acids. The transcript has 2 exons. The record is from RefSeq and is a predicted model, not a curated record. Lineage: Eukaryota; Metazoa; Chordata; Actinopteri; Cypriniformes; Cyprinidae.